UGCGCUGUCUCUUUAAGGGGAGGGGGGCAGUCUGUUUCCAGCCCGGCCCAUGCCCUGCUUGACGCGCUUCCUUCGCCCUCUCUCUCUCUCCUAUGGCUCCGGGAUGGAUAUUUUUAACUGAGCAAUUUCGAUACAUAUUCACCGUCUAAAAAAACAACUGAGUUUAUGGCGGAGGUGCAGUCUGUCAUUAAUCGAAGCUUUCCCCCCUCCGUUUAGGAAAGCCGGUGUGUUUUUAAAUGGGAUUUGUUGUAAAUCUCUCUGAAUGUUUUUCCACAGGCAACAGAAUAGAUAGACUGUGUGCGAGAGAGAAAUUUAUGCAAAAUGGGGGGGUCGUUUGUUUAUUUAUCAUUCAAUAGCAGAACGCGAGGAUGUUUUUAAUCAGACAGGGAAUAUAGUUUAAUACAUUAUUAUUAUUAUUAUUAUUAUUAUUAUUAUUAUUAGAUACACGUUACAUCGGAGCCACCAGAUAUUCCAGAUUGUGGUUGUUUUGUUUUCUUGUAAAUCCGGCGAUGCGCACAAUACGAAUUGAGGAAGUCAGUAUACUGCUAUUGUCAUUAUUCUUAUUAUUGUUCUCAUUCGUACAAUACUAAUAAUAGUAAUAAUGCAAAGCCUCUGAUAUCUUCCGCUGUGCGCUGAGCGUUUCGUGUGGGUCUGUCGUUCGAUGCUUUUUUUAAAUCACCCACAACCACCCAAAAAUGCGGAUCAAUUGAGGAGACCAUCCAUCGAUUCAGGAGAGUGGAGAGAAUGACAGCUGUGUGCUUUAGAACUGAACGGAUUCUGUAAAUAUAUACAUGAGAGAGAGAGAGAGCGAGAGAGAGCGCUAUAUCAAUAUAAUUGAAUAUAUAUAUAUAGAGAGAGAGAGAGAGACACACUCGCACUCAGGGAACAUGUCAUCCAGAUCAGCGCUACCUUCCGGGAAUGAACGAAAUGCAGAUCAUCAUGCCUCUCUGACAGGCAGCCGCUCUGAGAAGGGCUCUGGUUGGUCGAGCCGGUCGCUGGCCGCUCGCUGUCGGAACUCCAUCGCCUCCUGCACGGACGAGCAGCCGCACAUCGGCAACUACCGGCUGCUCAAGACCAUCGGCAAGGGCAACUUCGCCAAGGUCAAGCUGGCCAGACACAUCCUCACAGGCAGGGAGGUUGCAAUAAAGAUCAUUGACAAAACCCAGCUGAACCCGACCAGCCUGCAGAAGCUCUUCCGGGAGGUGCGGAUAAUGAAAGGCUUGAAUCAUCCCAACAUAGUGAAGCUGUUUGAAGUGAUUGAGACGGAGAAGACUCUCUACCUGAUCAUGGAGUACGCCAGCGGGGGUGAAGUGUUUGACUACCUCGUAUCUCACGGGAGGAUGAAGGAGAAAGAGGCGCGAUCCAAAUUCAGACAGAUCGUGUCGGCCGUGCACUACUGUCACGAGAAGAACAUCGUUCACAGGGACCUCAAGGCUGAGAACCUGCUCCUCAAUGCCGACUCCAACAUCAAGAUCGCUGACUUCGGCUUCAGCAAUGAGUUCACUCUGGGCUCCAAAUUGGACACCUUCUGCGGCUCCCCCCCCUACGCAGCCCCCGAGCUCUUCCAGGGAAAGAAAUACGACGGGCCCGAGGUGGACAUCUGGAGCCUGGGAGUCAUCCUCUACACACUGGUCAGCGGAUCACUGCCCUUCGACGGGCAGAACCUCAAGGAGCUGAGGGAGAGGGUGCUCAGAGGGAAGUACCGCGUCCCCUUCUACAUGUCCACUGACUGUGAGAACAUCCUGCGCCGCUUCCUGGUGCUCAACCCAACCAAGCGCUGCACUCUGGAGCAAAUCAUGAAUGACAAGUGGAUCAACGCCGGCUACGAGGGGGAUGAGCUGAAACCACACCUGGAACCGCAGGAGGAUUACAGUGACGCCAAACGCAUUGAGGUGAUGGUGGGGAUGGGAUACUCUCGUGAGGAGAUCAGAGACGCUCUGACCAAUCAGAAAUACAACGAGGUGACAGCAACGUACCUGCUGCUGGGGCACAAGAACCAAGAGCUGGAUGGCCUGGACUCGCGCUCUGGCAGCAGCCUCUCUCUGGCCCGGCUCCGCCCCAGCAAUGACAUCACCAACGGAACCAGCAAGCACUCGACAUCAUCGUCAUCCUCACAUAGCAAGAGCCAGCGCAGCUCCUCCACCUACCACAGGCAGCGCAGACACUCGGACUUCUGUGGCCCCUCCCUCCCGGCCGCUCUCCCGAAGCGCAGCCCCCCCAGCGCGGGGGACUCUGAUCUGAAAGAGGAGCGCAUGGCGUCCCGCAAGGCAAGCUGCAGCGUGGUGGGGAGCCGCACCAUCCCCCCGAGCAGCCCCAUGGUGAGCAGCGCCAACAACCCCAACAAGGCAGAGAUACCGGAGAGGCGCAAAGAGGCCAGCGUCACCACUAAUAACAUCCCAGCCAGCGCGAUGACCCGGCGGAACACGUACGUGUGCACCGACCGCUCGAGCACAGAGAAGCACUCGCUGCUGCAGAACGGCAAGGAGAACAGCUCUGUGUCUCACCGCGUGCCGCCCCCCUCCCCCUCCUCUCACAGCAUUGCUGCGGGGGCGUCCUGCUCCUCCUCCUCCAGUGGGGAGCGCUCUCGCCUCUCUCGCGGCUCCUCCAUCCGCAGCACCUUCCACGGAGGCCAGCUUCGGGACCGGCGGGGCCCCCCACACACCCCCACCUCCCCCACCCUCUCCCACGACGCCUCCCCCCUGCCACAUGCACGCAGCCGGGCCACAUCCAACCUGUUCAGCAAGCUGACCUCCAAACUGACACGCAGGGUCACUCUUGACCCGUCUAAACGACAGAACUCAAACAAGUCUGUCUCCGGCUGCCCUCUACCGCAGGCAUCUAAAACAGUUAGGUCACAGACGAACCUGAGAGAGUCUGCAGACCUCCGAUCACAAGUAGCUUCUGAAACGCAGGUUCAUUUCAAGCCCUCGAGUGGCUCUCUACCUGGGGAUUCGAAAGCGCUCGAGCCCGGGCGGAGCGGGCGGGGACCUGGCUGGAGUGUGAGGGUGGGGCGGGACCCCUCGGAGGUGCUAGGGGCAGUGAGGGAGAGGGCUCAGGGCUGUGGGUGUCAGGUUCACCAGGCUGGCCCGUUUCUGCUGUCCUGCACGCAGGGGGUGGGGGGGACGCGCGUGGUGUUCGAGGCGGAGGUGUGCCAGCUCCCCGCCGGACCCCUCCUCACCAGCGCAGUGCGCUUUCGAAGACUCUGGGGGGCGCCUACGGGCUUCCGGGACAUCGCUAACCGGAUCAGCAGGGAGCUGCAGCUCUGAGGGGAGGGGAGAGGGGAGGGGAUUGAAACUUGAAGCACACACACACACACACACACACCCCUCUCCUCUCCUCUCCUCCUCUCUCCUCUUAUCUCCAAAAUUUCUCAAGUAUGUGUAGCUCUGAGAAGGGGAGAGAAAGAGUGGGGCUUGAAACUUGAAAAGACACACAACAAACCCAGCAAACCCUCCUUUCAAAUCUUCACGAAAAUGUAGCUCUUAGGGGGUGCUGGGUAAGACACCCCGUACCCCCUCUCGUCCCCAUUCUCCCAUCUCCCCUCCUCUCUCCUCCUUCUCACCCCCUCCCCUGCAAUAGCCUGUUACUACAACUUGAAUACCAGCCUGCAAUUCUACACUCACGCACACACAUACGCACACACACACACACACAUACGCACACACAUACGCACAAACGCACACACACACACACACACACACACGCACACACAUACACACACACACACACACAUAUAUACACACACACAUACGCACACACACACACAAUUUUUUCUUUUUCUUUUUUUAUUUGUUAUUAUAUUUAGUUACCAGCUGCUAUUUAAAGAAAAAAAAAUCUAUGUUCGUUUACAAAGGUGGGAAGAAAAUUCUGAUUUUGCAUUCCCCUCCUCUCUCUCUCUCCUCUCUCUCUCUCUCUCUCUCUCUCUCUCUCUCCUCAGCCUCUCCUCUCUCUCCCUUUAGAUGUAAUUAUAAUGAGUGGCCACCUGGUGGUGCUCUACACUGUAUAAAGAAAGCAGUAAGAGGUAUUUUAAUUGGGGAGUGACUUAGCUCGGUAUUUGAUUUCUUUCCCCCUGUUUGAUUUCAUUGUUAACUUGUUAGAAGAAACUGUGGCACCCCUUUUUCUACAAGUCAAUCAUCUGAACCAAUUGGGAGCUACAGCCUCAUUCACAAAGUCUCUCCAUAGCUAUAUAAUACUGAAUGGACUGUCAAAACACUGCAGAGCUGUAUAGAGGUCUAUAGGAAAGAGAACUCCACACUGUAUAUGAUACUUUAAUAUAUACAAUGGCAGUUACAAUGGUAAAAGAAUGACUGGGGUGGGGCAUUCAUUGCCCCCUUGAUCACACCCUGACCCCUUACUUACUAAACACCCUGAAUAGAUAAUGAUAGCCUCUUUAAAUAUAUUUUAAUUAAAGGGAUGCUGCAGUUUUUUUUGAUUGGAAGUACAAUUCAAUCCCUCUCACCCUACUGUCAUUCACGGGAUUGGUUUUUCAUCUCAUCAGAAAGUUUAUGAACAUGAGGCUGUUCAGCCCAUCAGAGCUCGUCUGGUUCAUAGCAGCUGAUUGAUCUCAGAACUUGUCAAAUCGGCAAUAAGGAUCCCAGUAAUUCUGUCUCAGCAUGACUAGGCAGCCCAUUCCAUCCCCUCACCACUCUGUGUGAAGAAGUGUCUCCUUCAACAACAUGACUAGGCAGCCCAUUCCAUCCCCUCACCACUCUCUGUGUGAAGAAGUGUCUCCUUCAACAACAUGACUAGGCAGCCCAUUCCAUCCCCUCACCACUCUCUGUGUGAAGAAGCGUCUCCUUCAACAACAUGACUAGGCAGCCCAUUCCACCCCCUCCCCACUCUCUGUGUGAAGAAGUGUCUCCUUCAACAACAUGACUAGGCAGCCCAUUCCAUCCCCUCACCACACUGUGUGAAGAAGUGUCUCCUUCAACAACAUGACCAGGCAGUCCAUUCCAUCCCCUCACCACUCUCUGUGUGAAGAAGUAUCUCCUUCAACAACAUGACUAGGCAGCCUAUUCCAUCCCCUCACCACUGUGUGAAGAAGUGUAUCCUUCAACAACAUGACUAGGCAGCCCAUUCCAUCCCCUCACCACUCUCUGUGUGAAGAAGUGUCUCCUUCAACAACAUGACUAGGCAGCCCAUUCCAUCCCCUCACCACUCUCUGUGUGAAGAAGUGUCUCCUUCAACAGCAUGACUGGCAGCCCAUUCCAUCCCCUCACCACUCUCUGUGUGAAGAAGUGUCUCCUUCAACAACAUGACUAGGCAGCCCAUUCCACCCCCUCACCACUCUCUGUGUGAAGAAGUGUCUCCUUCAACAACAUGACUAGGCAGCCCAUUCCAUCCCCUCACCACUCUCUGUGUGAAGAAGUGUCUCCUUCAACAACAUGACUAGGCAGCCCAUUCCAUCCCUUCACCACACUGUGUGAAGAAGUGUCUCCUUCAACAACAUGACUAGGCAGCCCAUUCCAUCCCUUCACCACACUGUGUGAAGAAGUGUCUCCUUCAACAACAUGACUAGGCAGCCCAUUCCAUCCCCUCACCACUGUGUGAAGAAGUGUCUCCUUCAACAACAUGACUAGGCAGUCCAUUCCAUCCCCUCACCACUCUCUGUGUGAAGAAGUGUCUCCUUCAACAGCAUGACUGGCAGCCCAUUCCACCCCCUCACCACUCUCUGUGUGAAGAAGUGUCUCCUUCCCUCUGUCUCCACUUCAUUUCCCCACUGUGUGUCCUCUGGUUUAAAAUAUUGGUUCAUGUUAACUCAUUGACUCCUUUUCAGAUAGUAAAGAAUUGAGUAGCUGUAAACAUGAUGAGAAGCUGAAACAAGCAAGAAUUUGAAACCCAGUCCCAUGAAUGAUACGAGGGUGAGACAGACAGACAGAGAGAUUGAAUUGUGUCAUCCUGGUUAGUGUACCUUUAGACAAGACACUGAAACACACAGGAGAGCUGGUGGAGAGGAAGGGAGAGAAGAUGUAGAGAAGGGGCGAUGGAAGGAGAGAGCAGAUAGGGAGAAGGGGUAGGGAGGGAGUGAGCCACAGUCUCCUGUGCUGUUUCAGUGAAGCUCUCAGCCAAUAGGCUGGUCCUGGGAACCUGCUCUCCUCUUCACAUUCAGUUUUGUAUUUGAUUUUGUUACAUGAUGGUGGUGUUAUUCUAAUCCCUGUUGUAAUUCCAUUCCUGUCUCGAUGCUGAGGAGGGAAGAGUUGCUCUUCACUAAAGCAGUAUUAAUUGCAGGUCCGCACCCCUCUGUGUGUCCCAGGACCCCCUGGCAUUCCCAGAAGAAAGAAAGGCAUUCAGAACGCAUUCUCUCUGCAGCCUCUUUCUGGAUUCUGGUAGUCUUGGAUUCAAAGUAGAUUCUUUUUGCGUUAAGUUUUUUUUCAAUCCAGUCGAAAUGUGUAUUUGAAUCUAAAGAGACUGCAGAGAGACAAGCUGCUGCAAUGCACUGUAGCCGUAUUGCAAUAAGAAUGUCGAUUUACAGUACAAUCUUGUAAUAGAACUUCAACGAAAGCAUGCAAACAGAAUUCGCUUGAAUCCUAAAUGGAUGUAAAUAAUUCUUGGAACGUAAGCAAAUCUACUUGAUUCUAAUAUGAGUCUGGGACAUAGCAAAGACUGCAUUAGAAUGAAUGCAUUUUGAAGGCAGAGACAGAGUGAGUCAAGGAGGUUCCCACCCCCCUGCCUCUCAGUUCCUGAGCAUUUCCCUGAGACUGGGAGUGGCAUUGUAUUGAAGACACUGAGAACUUAGGCACUCAAUGAACUUCAACAGUUUCUAUUAGUAUUUCUGAAUCUCCACCCCACAGCCUGGGCUGAAGAUGGUGCCCCCUGCAGGACCAGCCUGGAAGUGUCUUAGCAGCAGUGCGUCCUGGGAAAGCAAGUGGCUGUCUCUCAGCCAAUCAGAAACCAGCCUGAACUCCCAAAAUGUUAACGAUGCCCCCCUCUUUGAUGCACUGACAGUGAGAUAGUGAGGCCGGGGUGAGCUGAGUGAGACUCCCUUAGUGUAUAGUACACUGGGUGUGAUUCUCAUUGUACUGGAGUGUGGAGUGAUACUGGAGCACAAAGCACAGUCACACGUCUGCAGUGCAUCUCACCCUGUUACUGAAGAGUGAGAGAGAUGAGGCACUCUACUAUACCAGGAACUCUUUUUUUUUUUUUACAGAUUUGUCUGGUUUUAUAUAUUUUUGCACAUUUGCCCAGCAGAACCCUGAUUAAAUAAUGGAUGGACUCUGAUACAGACUAACUACACUGAGCCUUCACAGACAGCUGCCUGUCCACCCCUCACUCUCUCACUCUCUCUCUCGCUCCCUGUACAAACCCCUCCGAGUGCUUGUAUUUGUAUUAUUGUGUAGAAAACAAAGAAAAUGGUCGAGUUUUUAAUUAAGUUAUUAUAUUGAUGGCCCUUCUCGAGGGGCCUUUAGAUGUAAAACUGGGGUGAUAUGUACCCUCGCCAAAUAAAAUUCACUGAUAUGUGA
Messenger RNA from Acipenser ruthenus (sterlet), 7460 nucleotides. Its product is annotated as MAP/microtubule affinity-regulating kinase 4-like. The transcript has 19 exons. Gene Ontology annotation, molecular function: protein binding; tau-protein kinase activity; ATP binding. Bases 792 to 3266 code for a protein of 824 amino acids. The record is from RefSeq and is a predicted model, not a curated record. Gene Ontology annotation, biological process: intracellular signal transduction; microtubule cytoskeleton organization; protein phosphorylation. Gene Ontology annotation, cellular component: cytoplasm. NCBI's taxonomy places the organism in Eukaryota, Metazoa, Chordata, Actinopteri, Acipenseriformes, Acipenseridae.